GUCCUCCCCUUCGAGUAAAAUUUUCGGUAAACGAAAUAAUAGAGGAAGAGCCAUCCGAAAAAGAAGAGAAGAAUGAUGCGCCGCUGCAAAAAAAUGAAAUAGAUAACAAAAAAGCCAUUUCACCACCAAUAAUUCAGCCAGUCUCCUUUAACGAACCGAAUUCGAAUAAAUCGGGGAAGAUAUUUAAGGUCAACAAUAAUGAAUUUCGACUGAUACACCUUAUUGGUCGAGGCGGCACGAGCAAGGUGUACAAGGUCCAACAUGAGAAUGGACAAAUAUAUGCUUUAAAAAAGGUUGUUUUUACUCCGAGUGACCAAUCUUCGUGUUCAUGUUAUAUCAACGAGGUAAAUCUAUUGAGAAAACUCGCGAAUCGUGAGAGUAUUGUCCGACUCUACGACGCAGAUGUUAAUUGUGAGAAAGGAUACUUAUUGAUGGUUGACUUGGCAAAUGUACUGAGUCAAUCUAGAAAUAAUAAUCCAUUAAAUUUGGAACAAAUAAAAAUAUAUUGGAAACAGAUGCUUCAAGCAGUAUGGACCAUUCAUCAAGAAAAUAUCGUACAUACCGACUUAAAGCCUGCUAAUUUCAUAAUAGUUGGUGGUUCAUUAAAGUUAAUCGAUUUUGGGAUUGCAAAAAUGAUUGCAUUAGAUAAAACCAGCGUUCACACCAGUUCUCAGAUAGGAACACCCAAUUACAUGUCACCUGAAGCUCUCUGUGGAAUCAAUGGGACUUCCGGAGCAAAAAUAAUAAAGUUAGGACCUGCAUGCGAUGUAUGGUCCUUAGGGUGUAUUCUGUACCAAAUGGUAUAUAGCUGUACACCAUUUCAAGUAUUCUCGGGAAUGGAAAAAUUUAACAAAAUUCAGGAUCCAUCUUAUCAUAUUAAAUUUCCGACUACAUCAUCAUCCUCAUCACAAAAUAAUAAUGAACCAAUUCAAGUUGAUAAUAAUUUAUUGAGAAUUAUGAAAGGUUGUCUUUUGCGCAUGCCGAAAGAAAGGCCGACCAUUUCGGAAUUAUUAUCGGAUCCAUUCUUAGAGGAGCCUGAAAUACCUUCGAUACUUUCUGAUGUUGUACGUGAAGUAUUAAAAUAUGCUGGCAAUACCGAAAAUGCUGAUUCAAUUACAAAGUGA
Molecule: messenger RNA, 1124 nt
Organism: Ambispora leptoticha
Lineage: Eukaryota; Fungi; Glomeromycota; Glomeromycetes; Archaeosporales; Ambisporaceae
Source: the annotation of a GenBank genome assembly